This is a messenger RNA of Capronia coronata CBS 617.96, 1077 nucleotides long. RefSeq lists its product as uncharacterized. The transcript has a single exon. Gene Ontology annotation, molecular function: hydrolase activity. Lineage: Eukaryota; Fungi; Ascomycota; Eurotiomycetes; Chaetothyriales; Herpotrichiellaceae. Bases 1 to 1077 code for a protein of 358 amino acids. The record is from RefSeq and is a predicted model, not a curated record.
AUGGCGACAUAUCCUUUUCCGUAUUCUCAAGCAGCAAAGCUUGACGCGAGGAUCACGGUCCCUCGGCCCAUUUACGACCCUGUUCUUGCUCCGAUGCUCGACUUGGCUUCAAUGCCAGAGGAGUUCGAUCUGAACUUUAUGCGCGGCGUCGCCAGCGGCGACCAGGACUGCUCCGACGGCGCGUUCAUCUUCAACGCCACGACCAUUUUCCACGACAAGCCACACUUGACCCACACAGAACACACCAUCACAGGGCCGGACAACAAUGCAAUCAUCCUUUCCGUGUUCAUGCCCAAGGAGGCAGCCGUGGCUUCACGACCAGCAGUGUACCACAUUCACGGAGGUGGAAUGGUCAGCGGGGACCGUUUUACUGCUCUUACCCCUGUGAUUGAUCUCCUCGAAGGCAUCGACUGCGUGAUAGUAUCUGUGGAACAUCGCCUGGCUCCGGAAACCCGUGCGCCGGGCCCGGCCGAAGAUUGUUACGCCGGACUGGUCUGGGUGUCUGAGCAUGCCGCAAGCUUGGGAAUCGACCCCUCGGCGAUCGUCGUGUUCGGUGUAUCAGGUGGCGGCGCGCUGGCAGCUGCAACGUGCCUCAUGGCUCGAGACAGGAAGUCUCCUCGAAUCCCAAUCAAAGCGCAGAUGCUGUACUCGCCUAUGUUGGACGAUCGAUUACAAAGUUUGUCAGAUCGACAAUUUGAGUACGGGAAUCCGACUAGCACGGCGUGGAUCCGAAACAUGUGGCAGCUGGUGCUUGGUGAGGCGUACGGAUCGGAGACGGUGACUCCGUAUCAGGCACCAGGAAGGGCCUCCGAUCUAUCGAACCUUCCGCCUGCGUACAUUGACGUGGGCGAGUGCGAGGUGUUUCGCGACUCUUCCGUCGCCUAUGCGGCGACGAUGUGGAGGUGUGGAUCAACUUGCGAACUGCACGUCUGGCCGGGAGCUUUCCACGGUUUUGACAUGCUGGACGACCCCAACGUCCCUCUGAUUCAUAUGGCCAACCAGGCCAAGAGUAACUGGUUCAAAAGAGCCAUGAAGCCUGGGACCAAAUCAACCACUUGCUCAGGUCUCCCUUCGUGA